Messenger RNA from Notothenia coriiceps (black rockcod), 2400 nucleotides. RefSeq names its product protein Jade-2-like. The record is from RefSeq and is a predicted model, not a curated record. The transcript has 10 exons. Gene Ontology annotation, biological process: regulation of transcription by RNA polymerase II. Lineage: Eukaryota; Metazoa; Chordata; Actinopteri; Perciformes; Nototheniidae. The annotation marks the transcript as partial. Gene Ontology annotation, cellular component: histone acetyltransferase complex.
UCUGUGUUGUGUUUUUUCUUCUUCUCUGGAGGUGGGAGGGAGAGAUUGAACCCAAAGACCUGCCAGUGAAUUUGUGCAGAGCGGUGUGUGCACGUCAGUACACCGGGCAGAGGAACAGAGGAGGCAAGGCAGCAAGUGAAGACGAGGAGAACUCAAUGUUUUAUUUUUGAAGGAGGGACGUUGCGAAACUGGCUUGCAAUCUUUUCUGAGUCAUCGUUUGGAAAUAAAGCAUCCUUUUUUUUUUUUCACGCCACCUUCUCUUGCUCCCCCGUCACCUCCUUCCUUUACCGCUUGGCACCGGAGAGGAAAACACCGUCGGAUUUUGACACCACGUUUGGGCAGCUUUUUUGCAAAAUGCGACAUGCUUUCCUGUGAGAGGUAUGUUGUGCGCACCUCGCAGCCUGCUAACCCGUGAGCAGCAGCAGCAGCAGGACCACCACUGUGUUUGUUGUUGUUGACUUGCAACUCAGUCUGGCUGCCACUUUGGGAUUUUAUUUCGGAUUUUUGCACUCGGUGGCUGGUCUUUGCAGGGCUGACGCGCUGUCAACACGCACCGUGAGGGGGAGGGAAGGGAGGGGAAGGGACAGUCCUGUCACCCAACGUGGAUCCAGAGUCGGGGCUGUUUAGCAGCACUGCUAGCAGCCUGCCAGGGCACCGGGUGGGCAAAACUGAACUCCUGCUAAACCCCUCCACUGUAAAACUACAUGUGCCUGGCUCCCAAUGAUCUCCUAAUCACUGGGAGUGUGGACUUCUCUGCAUCCGAAGCUGACUGCUAUCAAGAUGGAGAGCGAAAAGAAGAGGAGGAAAUACUCCACGAGCAGCAACGACUCAGACACCACCGACAGUCAGAUGACGUCGUGGUCGAGGUCAUCCAAGAAUACGGUCACCAGCAGCACAUGGGUCCGCCUCCAGCACAAGAAACCAUCAGAGGUAUUUCGUACCGACUUCAUCACGGCCAUGAAGGUGCCGGACUCGGCCCAGCUCGGCCCGGGUGAUUUCUACGUGCUCUCGGACCCGUGGAGACAGGAGUGGGAGAAGGGGGUGCAGGUCCCUGCCAGCCUGGAGGCCAUCCCAGAGCCUGUUGUCAGGUUGCUGUCGAUUGAUUCGUCGGACGUUUUUUCAGACAACAUGCAGGAGAAGGGGAGCAUCACCCAGCCUCCCCCCACCCAGCGCUACAGCUGCUACGACCUGGACGACCUGGAUGUCUCCUGGCUGGAGCUGGUCAACAACGAGUUCAGACAGAUGGCAUUACCAGAGCUGGACGAGCUGACAAUGGAGUGUGUCCUGGUGGAGCUGGAGAGCAUCUGCGAGGAGAAGAUGCGGCAGGCCAUCGAGGCGGAGGAAGGCCUGGGCAUCGAGUAUGACGAGGACGUGGUGUGUGACGUCUGCCGCUCGCCAGAGGGAGAGGACGGCAACGAGAUGGUGUUCUGUGACAAGUGCAACGUCUGCGUCCAUCAGGCGUGUUAUGGCAUCCUGAAGGUGCCCCAGGGGAACUGGUUGUGUCGGACCUGCGCUCUGGGCGUUCAGCCCAAAUGUCUGCUCUGCCCCAAGAGGGGGGGGGCCCUCAAGCCCACCCGCAGUGGAACCAAGUGGGUCCACGUCAGCUGUGCCUUAUGGAUCCCUGAGGUGAGUAUAGGCUGUCCGGAGAAGAUGGAGCCCAUUACCAAGGUGUCCCAUAUCCCCGCCAGCCGCUGGGCUCUGUCCUGCAGCCUGUGUCGAGAACACACAGGGACCUGCAUACAGUGCUGCAUGCCCUCCUGUAUCGUGGCCUUCCAUGUGACGUGCGCCUUCGACCACGGCCUGGAGAUGAGGACGAUCCUGGCAGAAAACGACGAGGUUCGCUUCAAGUCCUUCUGCCUUGAGCACAGCUGCACCGCCAGCAACAGUUCAACCUCCAACAGCUUCUCCAGUCUGGCCAGUGUGAGCCUAGGAACCCACAGCACCAGUUCCUCCUUGAUCAACGGAGCAGUCGCAGCAGCCAGACCUGACUGGACCAACCCAGUUAUCAGUUCUGAGCUCCGGCCGGACCAUCAGCACCUACCAAACAUCGGCAGCGACCCGGAGCAGAGGUCAGUUUUGUAUCCGAUGUUUGCGUCAGAGCGAGCUGAGCGGGAACAGCUGGAGAGGGAGAAAGUGAGCAAGAGGAAACAGAAGCUGCAGGAGCUGGAGGAUGAGUUUUACCAACUGGUGGAGCCUGGGGAGGUGGCCGAAAACCUGGGGCUGCCCGUCCCCCAGGUGGACUUUUUAUAUCAGUUCUGGAAGAUGAAGAGGAAGUCAAACUUUAACCGACCUCUGAUGACCUUAAAGAGGGACGAGGUGGACAACCUGGCCCAACAGGAGCAGGACGUCCUCUACAGACGCCUCAAACUCUUCACACACCUCCGACAAGACCUGGAAAGG